Plasmopara halstedii is the source of this 1122-nucleotide messenger RNA. RefSeq names its product cathepsin h. Bases 1 to 1122 code for a protein of 373 amino acids. Lineage: Eukaryota; Oomycota; Peronosporomycetes; Peronosporales; Peronosporaceae. Gene Ontology annotation, cellular component: lysosome. Gene Ontology annotation, molecular function: cysteine-type endopeptidase activity. The transcript is spliced from 3 exons. The record is from RefSeq and is a predicted model, not a curated record.
AUGACGCCCCCCUUCGUACUCCUUGCUGGCCUCGUUUCCGUUGCUGCUACCGACCUCCAUCAUCACUCUGACCGAUAUGAAUUGUCACUCAUCGGCCAAGAAGCAUCAUGUCAUGGCUUCACGACCAAGGACAGAUGUGUGGAAAAUCACUGUGCUUGGUGCAUCUGCGCAGCUGUGCCGUCAUCAUGCUACACACCAGCAGAGGCGGAUCAGCUUCCUCCCGCUAUAUUUCAGUGCAGCAAAGAGCAAAAGAUUCAGUUAUGGAACCUAACGACGGUUCCAUCAACGUCGGCAGCACUCAUUACGCUCUUUGAAGCGUGGAAAGACCAACACGGCAAGAGUUAUGACUCUCCGAUUCAGAACGAGCUUCGUCGUGGAAUUUUCGAAAUCAAUGCGCGUUCCGUUGCAGAACACAACAGCAACGAAAACAAGAGCUUUGAUAUGGAGCUAAAUGAGUUUGCGGACAUUACGUGGGACGAAUUCCAGAGCUGGUACUUGGGCGCUCCACAACAGUGUUCGGCUACAGAGUCGAGUAACGUCUUGUAUGGUGAAGUCCCAGAGCAAAAAGACUGGAGAAAGGAUGGAACAGUGUCUCCUGUAAAGAAUCAAGGCAAAUGCGGCUCGUGCUGGACAUUUUCCACGACGGGAUGUUUGGAAAGCCACUUAAAGCUUAAGCAUGGCGAGUUCACGAUCCUAUCCGAGCAAAAUUUGCUAGAUUGUGCCCAAAACUUCGAUAAUCAUGGAUGCAGUGGCGGUUUGCCAUCACACGCAUUCGAGUUUAUUAAGUAUAACGGCGGACUGGACACGGAAAAGACGUACCCAUAUGAAGCAAAAGAGGGCAAAUGCAAGUUUAACACGUACCAUGUUGGUGUACAAGUGGACCAAAUAGUGAACAUCACAGCUCAAAACGAGAAGGAGUUGAAGAAUGCGGUUGGCUCUAUUGGCCCAGAUGUAAACCACGCUGUUCUGGCUGUGGGCUAUGGUGUAGAGGAUGGCAAAAAUCACUGGAUUGUCAAAAAUAGUUGGGGCACCAAGUGGGGCAUGAAAGGUUUUUUUCAGAUUGCGCGUGGCAGCAAUAUGUGCGGUGUGGCCGAUUGCGCCUCGUAUCCCGUUGUGGUGUGA